AUGGGGAUCGACGUCUACUGCUUUGUCCAUCCUCCGCCUGCCGCACUCAUCUGUCCCAUCUGCACCGACAUUGCCUCCUCCCCCGUCGAAGUCUGCGACGAGUCUCACAUCCUCUGCGACUCAUGUUAUGAAGACCUCGUCAAGUCGCAUCGCAACGACGGCAACCAGUCGAAGAAGCGUCCGCGUUGUCCUACUUGUCGCGGACGGACGAAGGAGGCAAGCGAUGUGAAAUGUGGCGUGAGCGACUAUGGCUGCUCGUGGACGGGUACAUACGACGACCUCUUCAAGCACGUCAAGAAGUGUCCCUUAAACGCCUUCCCGUGUCGACACUCCAAGUUGGGCUGCGACGCAAGCCUGCGCUCUCACGAGCUCGCCGUGCACACGGCCUCCUGCCCAAUCCUGCAGAACACUCCAGCUGAUCUGCUCUCCGACCUGGCCGCCAUCGUCAGACGGAUCGACCGCGACUCGCUGGCGAAGCAUGAGCGCAGGAAGCACAAGUCCUACGAGCGGUACCUGCAAGCUCUCCGGGACGCAUGCAAGAGGCGUGAGGAGGAGCUGGGCGGGACGAAGGAGGCGUGA
Molecule: messenger RNA, 579 nt
Organism: Rhodotorula toruloides NP11
Lineage: Eukaryota; Fungi; Basidiomycota; Microbotryomycetes; Sporidiobolales; Sporidiobolaceae
Product: TRAF-like zinc finger
Exons: 5
Coding region: 1-579 (192 amino acids)
Source: RefSeq, a predicted model, not a curated record